CCGUCAGCCUGCUGAUGAUCAGCUGAUCUCUCCGGAAGUUCCUGCUUCAGUCCAGCUCUCAGUGUUUUGUUUAUUUGGAUCAGAACCAGCUGUGAGGAUCACGUGAGAGACUUUACAGCUUUAUAGCUCACAACAGUUCAGUUUAUUUUAGCAGAACAGAGAUCGGCUCUCAGUGAAAACAAACAAACAAAAACAAAAUGUCUCUGCGGUUUAGUGUAAAGAGCGGAAUCAGUCUGUUACCCGUCAUCUACCUUCUGCUAGCAGCUCAGGCUACUGAAGCUAAAAAUUCUGAGGACAUCAGGUGUAAAUGUAUUUGCCCCCCAUACAAAGACAUUGAAGGACAAAUCUACAAUCAGAACGUCUCCCUGAAGGAUUGUAACUGUCUUCAUGUGGUGGAGCCAAUGCCUGUGGAAGGGAAAGAUGUGGAGGCUUACUGUUUACGCUGUGAAUGUAAAUACGAGGAGAGAAGCUCAGGAACAAUUAAAGUGACCAUCAUCAUCUACCUUUCUGUUUUGGGGCUGCUGCUGCUCUACAUGGUGUAUCUGACCCUGCUGGAGCCCAUGCUCAAACGCCGCCUGUUCGGACACUCGCAGCUCAUCCAGAGUGAUGAUGACGUCGGGGACCAGCAGCCUUUCGCUAACGCUCACGAUGUGCUGUCCCGCUCGCGCUCUCGCACCAACAUGCUGAACAAGGUGGAGCAUGCGCAGCAGCGCUGGAGGAGGCAGGUCCAGGAGCAGCGCAAGUCCGUGUUCGAUCGGCAUGUGGUGCUGAGCUAAACAAAACGAAACAAAAAACACUCCCCCUACUGGACGGGCCGCUCAUCAUCCCUGUUAUAUGUGCAGUGUAAUCUUCUCACCUUUAUAACAUCAUCUCCUGUGUGUGUGUGUGUGUGUGUGUGUGUGUGUGUGACGUUUCCUCCACAUCCACUGGCAUGAAAUUUCAUCUCUUUGUAUUUAACAUUCUGAAUGUUUUUUUAUUUUUAAUUUUUGCAUGAAAUCAGAUGAAAACUUCAGUGAAUAAAAACGUUUGUUUCUGAUGCAGUCGCUCAGGUUUAAAUACAGAGGCACAAACACGAGCGGCAAAAUAUAAGCUCAUAGUCAUCUCAUUCCUCUUUAAUAAACAUAAAUAUCUCAUUGUGUGUGUGUGUGUGUGUGUGUGUGUGUGUGUGUGUGUGUGUGUGUGUGUGCGUGCGCGCACAGAUCUCAUCAUGAACUGUUUAAAAGUUGUAUCACUAAAUAAACCCAUGUCCUGUUUAACCAGUCUUAACUAAACGCUGAUCAUUUUAUAAAUGUGAUAUCGUCCAUUUUCAUGUAAACAAACUCUUCGUGGUUGAUGAUUACAGUAUUGUUGUGGAACUUUCUCCAGAAGAUUAAUGUUUGUGUUGGCUUCAUGUUUUAGGAGUUUAGGGCUCGAUGACGAGGUUAAUAUCGGAUGUUUUAUCUUGUACCUGUGAGCACUUCCAAUAAAUUCUGUACACUUCUGUGGA
Molecule: messenger RNA, 1486 nt
Organism: Hemibagrus wyckioides
Lineage: Eukaryota; Metazoa; Chordata; Actinopteri; Siluriformes; Bagridae
Gene: tmem9b
Product: TMEM9 domain family, member B
Exons: 5
Coding region: 198-776 (192 amino acids)
Biological process (GO): positive regulation of canonical NF-kappaB signal transduction
Cellular component (GO): lysosomal membrane
Source: RefSeq, a predicted model, not a curated record